Messenger RNA from Hibiscus syriacus, 1832 nucleotides. Its product is annotated as protein NRT1/ PTR FAMILY 5.2-like. Gene Ontology annotation, biological process: transmembrane transport; dipeptide transport. Lineage: Eukaryota; Viridiplantae; Streptophyta; Magnoliopsida; Malvales; Malvaceae. Gene Ontology annotation, cellular component: membrane. Bases 16 to 1809 code for a protein of 597 amino acids. The record is from RefSeq and is a predicted model, not a curated record. Gene Ontology annotation, molecular function: tripeptide transmembrane transporter activity; dipeptide transmembrane transporter activity. The transcript is spliced from 4 exons.
UAGAGAUAUACAUAUAUGUAUAAGCUUAGUUCAAUGGCGAUUGAAGAAGGGGUAGACGAUUAUACACAAGAUGGAUCUGUGGAUCUUAAAGGAAACCCAGUUCGUAGAUCCAAGACAGGUCUAUGGACUGCUUGCUCCUUUAUUGUUGUGUACGAAGUGAUUGAACGAAUGGCAUAUUAUGGAAUAUCAUCGAAUCUCAUAGUUUAUUUGACGACCAAGCUUCACCAAGGCACGGUGAAGUCGGCCAACAAUGUGACCAAUUGGGUGGGCACCAAUUAUCUCACUCCUAUCUUGGGUGCCUACGUUGCCGAUGCUUAUCUCGGACGAUAUUGGACUUUCCUCAUUUCUUCCAUCAUGUAUUUCUCGGGGAUGGUUCUGCUAACAUUAUCUGUAUCAGUCCCUGGACUAAAACCACCACCUUGUCACCAAGCAAAUGUGGAAGAUUGCAAGAAGGCAUCCACAUUACAGUUAGCUGUAUUUUUCGGUGGAUUAUAUAUAAUAGCCUUUGCAACCGGUGGCACGAAGCCCAACAUCUCGACGAUCGGUGCCGACCAGUUUGACGAUUUCAAUCCAAAAGAGAAGGCUCAAAAGUUAUCUUUCUUUAAUUGGUGGAUGUUCAGCAUAUUCUUUGGGACACUCUUUGCCAACACAGCUCUUGUUUAUAUUCAAGACAAUGUUGGUUGGACCUUAGGGUAUGGUUUGCCCACAGUCGGACUCAUCAUUUCGGUUCUGAUUUUCGCAGCCGGCACACCAUUUUAUCGGCACCAGGUGCCCUCUGGGAGUCCUUUCACGAGGAUGGCCUCGGUCAUAGUGGCGACUGCUAUGAAAUGGAGGGUGCCACUUCCUAGUGACCCUAAGGAACUUUAUGAACUUGAAUUGGAAGAGUAUGCAAGUAAAGGGAAGUUCAUGAUUGAGUCAACAUCGUCUUUGAGGUUUUUGAAUAAGGCUGCAGUGAAAACAGGGUCUGUGGAUCCAUGGAUGCUAUGCACAGUAACCCAAGUAGAGGAAACUAAACAAAUGUUAAGAAUGAUCCCAAUACUGAUUGCCACAAUUGUGCCAAGCACAAUGAUUGCACAAAUCAAUACAUUGUUUGUAAGACAAGGCACCACACUUGAUAGACACAUGGGGAACUUCAAGAUCCCCCCAGCAAGUUUAGCUGCAUUUGUGACGAUUUCUAUGCUUAUCUGUGUUGUCCUCUAUGAUCGUUUCUUCGUGCCGGUUGUCCGAAAAUGGACCAAGAACCCGAGGGGCAUCACUCUGCUUCAAAGGAUGGGAAUUGGCCUUGUUAUUCACAUCAUAAUCAUGGUGAUUGCUUCUUUCACCGAGAGGUAUAGGCUCAGCGUGGCUAGAGAACAUGGUUUAGUUGAACAUGGAGGCCAACUUCCAUUAACCAUAUUCAUUCUACUCCCCCAGUUUGUGCUUAUGGGAACAGCUGAUGCGUUUUUAGAGGUGGCUAAGCUCGAGUUCUUUUACGAUCAAGCACCUGAAAGCAUGAAGAGUCUCGGUACUUCCUAUUCGUUUACGACUCUGGGGAUCGGGAGUUUUCUCAGCAGCUUCCUUCUAUCGACGGUUUCCCGUAUCACUCGAAGGCAUGGUCAUGGAGGAUGGAUCUUGAAUAACCUAAACAAGUCUCAUCUUGACUACUAUUAUGCAUUUUUUGCAGUACUCAACUGUUUGAACUUCAUUUUCUUCAUGGCAGCAACCAAGUUUUAUGUGUACAAGGCCGAAGUUUCGGAUUCGAUGCAUGUGCUUACGGAAGAACUUAAGGCCAAGAGGUUAAAGGUAUCAAAUCAAGAUGAAAAGGAUUAGCUUGAAGGAACAGUGUUGAACUG